This is a messenger RNA of Malania oleifera, 4159 nucleotides long. Its product is annotated as kinesin-like protein KIN-7O. Gene Ontology annotation, molecular function: microtubule binding; ATP binding; microtubule motor activity. Gene Ontology annotation, biological process: microtubule-based movement. Lineage: Eukaryota; Viridiplantae; Streptophyta; Magnoliopsida; Santalales; Ximeniaceae. The record is from RefSeq and is a predicted model, not a curated record. The coding region runs from base 1 to 3894 and encodes 1297 amino acids. The transcript has 31 exons.
AUGGAGAGAAUACAUGUAACUGUAAGAGCGAGACCACUCUUGCUGGAGGAUGCCAAGACCAGCCCUUGGAGAAUCUCUGGCAACUCCAUUUCCAUCACCAAUCACUCCUCCAAGUUUGAAUUUGGUACUUCUAUCACUCUCUCUACUGCACUCGCUUGCUUGGGCUCACCGAUGCUCUUUGUAAUUUUUCAUUUUCUGAUUUCUGCAGAUCAAAUCUUCAGAGAAGAUUGUAAGACCAUUGAGGUCUAUCAAGCGCGGACUAAAGACAUAGUUGCCGCUGCAGUUCGUGGAUUCAAUGGCACUGUUUUUGCUUACGGACAAACUAAUAGUGGAAAAACAUAUACGAUGCGGGGAUCGGCUAUUGAACCAGGAGUCAUUCCUCUUGCCGUCCAUGAUUUAUUUGACACUAUACAUGAGGAUGCGGACCGAGAGUUUCUUUUGCGUAUGUCCUACAUGGAGAUUUAUAAUGAGGAAAUAAAUGAUUUGUUGGCUCCUGAGCACAGGAAACUGCAGAUCCAUGAAAGCAUUGAGCGGGGAAUAUAUGUUGCUGGUUUGCGAGAAGAAAUCGUUGCCUCUCCUGAGCAUGUCCUUCACCUUAUGGAGUUUGGAGAAUCCCAUCGGCGUAUUGGAGAGACAAAUAUGAACAUACACAGCAGCAGAUCUCACACUAUUUUCCGCAUGAUAAUUGAGAGUCGGGAUAAGACUGAAGAUGAAGAUAUUGACAAUUCUUGUGAUGCUGUUCGUGUAUCUGUACUGAACUUAGUUGACCUUGCUGGUUCAGAGCGUGCUGCAAAGACUGGUGCAGAAGGUGUUCGCCUGAAGGAGGGUUCCCACAUUAAUAAAAGCUUGAUGACCCUUGGAACUGUAAUUAAGAAAUUGAGUGAAGGAGCUGAGAGCCAAGGGGGCCAUGUUCCCUAUCGCGACAGCAAACUCACCCGCAUUUUGCAACCUGCACUGGGUGGAAAUGCAAAUACUGCCAUUAUAUGCAAUAUUACGCUUGCACAGAUUCAUGCAGAUGAAACUAAAAGUAGUCUCCAAUUUGCAAGCCGAGCAUUACGUGUCACAAAUUGUGCUCGUGUGAAUGAGAUUUUGACAGAUGCUGCUUUGUUAAAACGUCAAAAGAAAGAAAUCGAGGAGCUUCGAGCAAAAUUACAGGGCUCUAAUUCAGAGCAUUUUGAGGAGGAGAUUCUUAAUCUACGAAAUACAUUAUUACAGACUGAGUUGGAAAGGGAGAGGAUAGCUUUGGAAUUGGAGGAGGAAAAGAAAGCUCAAGCUGAACGAGAAAGGAGGCUACAAGAGCAGGCCAAGAAAAUUGAGAACUUGAGCUCAAUGGUCUUGUAUUCAAAUAGGGAUGAGAAUCGAGAUCAUUACAAAAAGGACAAGAGGCGGGACACAUGGUGCCCGGGAAAACUUUUGCGGGAGACUCUGAGAGAGGAAGAUCAUACAGCACUUCCAAAAGCUUCUGUUCAAGUGAAACAUAAGCGUGAUAUGGGGCCACUUCUUAAUUUUGAUGAGCUAUUGAAUGAAAAGGAGGUUGAUGUGGAUAACUCAUUCAAGCAAGAGCAAGAAUGUAGCAGUAACACUACAGUGGACAUCUGUAAUCUUCCUGAUCCACGUGCUUUAUUGCAUGUAACUAGCAGGAGAAAGGUUCCAAUAAGGAAGAAGAGCCUUGUGGAGAAUGAUGAAUUAGUCAAGAUGCAAGAGGAAUAUGAGGAUUUGCUUUUAACAUUUGAAAAUCAGAGAAUUAUCAGUGAGAUACAAAUUGAUUGUUUAUCAAGAAAAUUGGCACAGGUUAAUUUAUUUUUUGAAGAAAAAAAUAAUGACUGUGCCACACAUCAACUUGAUAAGCUCACAAUUCAUGGAGACAAAAGUACAAGUUCAAGGGACCCUGAAGCUAUCUUCAUAAUCAAGCAACUUCAAGAACAGAUCAAGAUGUUAGAAAUGGAGAAAGUUUCAAGCGAGACAAAUCGUGAUGAUAUUGUUGACUUAGCACAACAGCAGAAUAUAUGUGCCAGGGACAAAUAUGAAGAGCUUUAUGAAGAUUUUCUAAAAGCAAAGGAGGAAGCUAGGGUGGCUCAUGAACAUCUUCAUGCCAGAGAAUCUGUUGGGGCAAUUGAUGAGGCGAAUUUUGACUCUGUAAUCAAGCUGUUAAUGGAAGUUGAGGAAAUAAUGUUGGAAGUUCAAAACUCCAGAAAUUUUGUUGACAGCCUCUCUUCAGUUGUAGAUGAGAUUUUUGAGAGUUUUUCUGCUACGUUGAGCUUGUUUCUGGACCUUAAGUCUUUGAUGUCUCAGAAUUCUCUGCAAUUAAAAUCUAUUUUUAGUGACCAUGAUAAGUUACACUUGUGCAUGCAAGACAAAGUUGCUCAACUUGAGAAUGAAAAGCUUCUUUUGCACAUUCAAUCUGUUGAUCUCUCUAAGCAAAUAGAAGAGCUAAGAGUGGAUGCCCAAAAUUUUGAACAGGCUAUGGCAGAACUUUCUCAACAGCAUGAUCUGGAAAAAUCUGAACUCUUUUCUCAUAUUCAAAUGCUUGAAAAGGAAAUAUCAUGCCUAUCAUCUUCUUCCCUAGCUAAAGAGAAGGAAAAUUUAAGAAAAGAUCUUGAGAAGACAAAAGUGAAGUUGAAAGAGACUGAAUCUAAGCUCAAGAAUGCUAUUCAGGAGAAAACCAAACUUGAGGGUGAGAAAGCAUAUGCUGAACGAGAGGUAAAACAAUUGCAAAGUCAGAAGACUCUUCUUGAACGUGAUAUCAGCAAACGUGAUUCACUUGCUGGUAGAAGGCGGGAUUCAUUCAUUGAUAGGAGCUCAAGAGGUUUUGAGCCAAAAAGGGCAAAGGGUCAGAGCAUUCCCUUUGAACAGACAGUUCAGGGAGAGAAUAAAAAGCUGGAAGUUCUUACAUUUGAGAUGGAGGCAACCAUAGCUUCUCUGGAAGAGGAAUUAGCAGUUGCACAAGAGGAAAAGGAAGAAGCUAGGUCCAGAAAUGCAAUUUUAGCUUCUGAAUUGGAUGCCCUCUCUGACAAACUAAACAUGUCAAGUUCUGAACUGAAUUCUUUACAGGAAGAGGUUUCAGGCCUUAGACUUAGCUUGGAAGAUUCUGAAUCCAAACAUCAAGAAAUGGUCAGCUCUAUCAAUUUGUUGGUAGAAGAAAAGGAAGAGCUAGCAAUGCAACUUACGGAUGCCCUUCUGCAAAUGGAGGAGGAAAAGACAAUAUGGUCUGCUAAGGAGAAAGCUUCUGUUGAAGCCAUAGCAGAGAAAGCAAAGUCAUUCAACACUGAGAUGAGUUUGUCAAAAGAAUUGUUAGAGCUGAGAGAAGAAUUGGAGUCUUGUAGAGAAGAAUGCAGGGUCCUUGAGGAAAGAUUGGCAUCUUGUGAGGAAAAGGCAGCAUCGGAGAAAAAUUGCAGUAUGGAGAAGUCUUCAGAGAUUGAUGUACUAAAAAAUGAGCUACAAAUAGUUGAUGUUGAGAGCAAAAGAUCUCAAGAAAAUCUUAAAAACCAACUAUUUGCUAUGACGAAAGAAAGGGAUAAAAUGGCAACUCAGAUUGAGGAGCAGCAGAAACAUGUCAUCGAUGUCCAAAUUCUUACGAGAAGUUACAAUGAGCAGUUGUUGAAUGCAAAAGUUCAAUUGGAGGAACUGACAGAGAGGAAUUCUGGCUUGGAAACCAAGAUGCACAAUGUCGAAGGCAGUAACAGUAAAGAGAAGGCGAAGUUGAGGAUGAGGCUCCACUGGACACAAGCAAAGUUAGACACUUUUCGUGGGAGACACAAAGAGGCUACUGAUGAGUUGAAUUUCAUGCACAAGAAAUAUGAGGAGGCUGCAGGGAAGCUGAAGGAUAAAUUGGCUUCAUAUGGCAUUGAGGUCCUCAACCUUAAGAAGCAGCUUGCUGCUGCUAAGGGUCAAUAGGCAACAACCACAGUUCUCUCAUGGACUGCAACGUUUUUUUUAUUUUUAUUUUUAUUUUUUAUUUUUAUACCCUAGGAAUUGUUAUAAACCAAGAAAAUGGAAAGGUUAGAAAGUGCAGCUGUCUGAGAAAAUUUGACACUACCCAGAUUUUGUAUAGAAAUCCAUGCAUACGUAAGUUGUAAGUCCUGUUUUAUAUUUAUAGACUGCCAUUCCAACUUUCAUGCAAAACUGAAUUCAUUUAAUGGUGGCUGAAUGCCUGUCUUUA